CAUUACACCACACAUUUCUUUUCUAACAACAGUACUUGUUUUCAACAUGGCUAUUGCUUUCAAUUUAGAAAAGGCCUCACUGAUCACAGUCAUUCUGGCCGGUAUCCUCGCCGGAUAUCUGCCUGAAUCUGUGGUGGGUGACUGCUCAUGUGCCUCAUAUCAGUGUUGUAGUUAUCAGGGGGAGUGUGACACUGGCAAUGCGUUUUGCGGCUUUGGUUGCCAAGCUGGUCCUUGCUAUAAGAAUGAUAUCGUGGUUGCUGAUGUUGUGACGGAAGACUUCUUUAAUGGCAUCGUCAACCAAGCCGGUACAGGAAAUUGUCCCGGAGUGUGCUUGUACACCAGAGAAGCAUUUCUUGAAGCUGCCGAUCUUUAUCCUGAAUUUGGCACCACUGGUCCUGAUAAUGCAGCUCGUAAAUUUUCUUUGCAUGAGAUUGCAGCUUUCUUUGCACAUGCAACAUAUGAAACUGAUCAUUUUUGCAAUAUCUUUGAGGUACCGGUUAGCAACUCUAUGGACUACUGCAACACAAACUAUAUUCAACAGUAUCCAUUGGCACCCAAGAAGGGUUACUAUGAUGGGCUAAUGAACCCUAACAUUGCCUCAAACGUAUCUGUCACAUUCAAGACGGCCUUAGGGUAUUGGAUGACGAAGAUACACAUACCCAAUGUCAUCGAACUAGGGUUUGGGGAAACAAUCAAAAUCAUCCGUCCGCAAGACUGUACUGGUCAUAGCGACCAUCCCACUGACGCCGUCAUUGCUCUUGAUGCGUAUUUCAAGGAGUACUGCAAACAAUUUGGUGUCGACCCUGACUAUGAUCUCGAUUGCUAAGUCACAUAUUAAAGUUCUUCUAGCAGUAUCUAUCUAUCUAUUUAUAUCUAUAUCUAUAGAUCUAUAAGGAAAAUAAAGAGUAGUCUGAACUUAAUUUGUUUAGGUUCCUAUUGAUACUUUCCGGUAUCUUGGACCUGCUAAUAUAGUGUUGACUACUUGUAUUAAUGUUUGAUCUAUAAGGGAUCAAAAUAAAUAAUUUGAAUCAAUUAAAAUGUGGUGGUGUUUGGUUCAUCCUUUACCUUUGGCAAUAAAUGUUUUGCAUUUUUACAUUA
Molecule: messenger RNA, 1098 nt
Organism: Cornus florida
Lineage: Eukaryota; Viridiplantae; Streptophyta; Magnoliopsida; Cornales; Cornaceae
Product: endochitinase EP3-like
Exons: 2
Coding region: 47-826 (259 amino acids)
Biological process (GO): chitin catabolic process; cell wall macromolecule catabolic process
Molecular function (GO): chitin binding; chitinase activity
Source: RefSeq, a predicted model, not a curated record